This is a messenger RNA of Gongylonema pulchrum, 450 nucleotides long. NCBI's taxonomy places the organism in Eukaryota, Metazoa, Nematoda, Chromadorea, Rhabditida, Gongylonematidae. The record is from the annotation of a GenBank genome assembly.
AUGCGAAUUGUCAAGAAUUGUCACAAAAAUACAUCAGUUUUACUCCGGAACUUCCGUUUCAGGGACAGAAAUUUGGAAACCAUCGAAGUAGUGGACGGUGAAACAACAGUACUUGUAGUGCUGAAGUGUUACGGAUUCCGUCAUAUCCAGAAUCAGGUGCAAAAAUUGAAGCGUUCGAAGUGUAACUAUGGUUAUGUGGAGAUUAUGGCUUGUCCUUCGGGAUGUAUCAGUGGCGGCGGGCAAAUUCGCGGAGCAACUGCCGAUGAGCGCAAACGAAUUCUGUCCGAGAUAGAACUUCCGUACUCCGGCAGCACUGAUGAAGCGGAAAGGGAAAUGGAAGGAAUUAAAGAGGAAUGGGCAAAAUUGAACCCAAAUUGGACAGACAUGUUGUUUACGCAGUACCAUAUCGUUGACAAAACUAUACUGGAUAGGAUAAACACCGAUUGGUGA